UAAUUAUUUGUGGUCAUAGAAGCUACCCAAAUUACAGUCCAAAUGUGCGAUUAGGUUUUCUGUAGUUUCAGCGCGCAUUACGGAAUUUCCCGUAUUUGAAUUUUUCCUCUUUAUCUCUACCAAACCCAAACCCUACAUCCAAAUUCAAUUAAUCCUUUCAUGGCGCAAUCUCGAAGAACAACUGAAAUCGUACUGCCAAACGAGGUGAUCAUCGAAAUCCUCACCUGGCUCCCAGUAAAAUCUCUCUUGAAAUUCAAAUGCGUCUGCAGAUCAUGGCGAGCCCUAAUUUCCAGCCAACGCUUCAUCAAAGCCCACCUCCACAACUCAAAAUUAGCCCCAAAUUUAGCUCACGAUAUGCUCGCUUUUGCCUGUCGUCCAGGUAAUUUUAGGCAGUGUUCGGUUAAUUCCAUGCUGUAUGAAUCUGUUUCUCAAGUAUCCGAUUUGAGUUAUCCAUUUGAAUUAGUAGAGAAUUAUCGGGUGAUGGGUACGUGUAAUGGUUUACUACUAGUGAGGUUAAAUUACACAGAGGUCAUUUUGUGGAACCCAUCUACGAGAACUUGCAAAAAGCUGCCUCAUUUCGGCGUGGAAUUAGCUGAGGAUGAUCUUCUUGGUGACUUUGGUUUAGGUUAUGAUAAAUCGAAAGAUGACUAUAAAGUGGUGGGGUUUUUCGAUACCUCUUCAGGUUUGUCUGAUGUGAUAAUAGCAGUUUAUAGUUUGAGGAAUGAUGAGUGGAAGAGGAUCAAGAAUAUAAAUUGUCGUGACGUGUUUCCAGGGUGUUCUGCAUUUGCAAAUGGGAAGCUGUAUUAUUUUACUAAGCCAGAAUAUGGAUCCGAUUGGGAAAUUCUCUCCAUUGAUUUGGAGAAGGAGGAGUAUGAGAUACUGCAAAUGCCAAGCAAUGUGAAGCUUGAUGAUGAUUCAUGUAUGGCAGUGUCUGAGGGGUCACUGUUCUUGCUCUGGCCUCAUCCGACUUUUGCAGCUGCAGAUGUGUGGAUGUUGGAUGGUUGUAGUGUGGGAAUCAAGAAUUGGACUAAGGUCGUUUCUAUUCCCUGUCGCUAUGAUAAUGGUGUGAUGUAUACUCAUUUCACACAGUUAUUGUAUGUGCUGAAGAAUGGCCUGGUCAUGUUCCGUAAUGGUAGGACUUUUGUGGUGUACGAUGCAAAGGAUGGCUCGUUUAGAUAUCCUCGGAUUAGAGACAUGGGUGAAUGUCGUUCUUUUGGAGUCCAUACUUAUGUUGAAAGUUUAGUUUCACCUGUGGGAUGAUGUUGUGAUACUGAAUGAAGAAGGUGCAUUCUGUGUUUGUGAUUGCUAAUUUUCGGUGGUGGAACUAUAUCUUUUGUAUUGGCGUGGUGACGGAGAAAUCUAUGAUCUAUCAUUUGAGAUUUGGUAGCUAUAGCGAAUGGCCUUCUCUCAGACUGGUGUGAAGCUGUUUAGUUUCUGUUUCUUUUUGCUUUCCUUCGUCAAAUUUGUGUGUUUUUAUUAAGUUCUGGGAUAGUGCAAUUGUGAGGGAGAUAUUGUUAGCGAGGGUGUUUUACUGAUUUUCACAUAAAGAAGAAUUUGUAAGAGAUGUUUUGAUA
Molecule: messenger RNA, 1574 nt
Organism: Salvia miltiorrhiza (redroot sage)
Lineage: Eukaryota; Viridiplantae; Streptophyta; Magnoliopsida; Lamiales; Lamiaceae
Product: F-box/kelch-repeat protein At3g23880-like
Exons: 1
Coding region: 160-1260 (366 amino acids)
Molecular function (GO): protein binding
Source: RefSeq, a predicted model, not a curated record